AUGGUUUUCUCCCCCGACACGUUGGUGCUCAUCUCAUCGCGCCGUUUUGUUAUCAGUUGGGGUCUCUUCGCAUCAAACACACACACCAGAUCAUCCAAUUACACCCUUCCAAUGCCUUCUGGUAACGACCCUACACGCAUCCUCAAAUCCCCAGCCUCACCGCGUAAGGGUACGCCUGCCCUGGCUUGGAAGAAGAUGAAGACAACCGUGUCUUCGAUCUCUAUCCACCCUCAAUCCUCAAAUACAUCUUCAUUGGUAUCCUCAACUGACUCUCAGGAACGUAUUAUUGAAUUCGGAUCCAAUGGAGAAUUGUUUAUAGCUUAUAAACACACAAUUGAAGUCUGGGAUUGGGUUCCGUCUCCUGCUGAUAGUCUGAAUCCCAAUAUUGACAAGGCGGGUGGCACGCUAUUUCUUGUCGCCAGUAAAAGAAUCUCUCCAAAAGUUACUAAGUCCCCUACUCCUAGCGUGGCGUCAUUAAAUGUUAAUUCCAGUCAUGCCAAUUUUGGUAAUGGUGGUGAUAGUAAUCAUGAUUUCCAGAUUGCCAGUGUCAAACCAUUGAAUUGUUAUCGGGCUUAUGGAUACUACGUGGUAGUGAUUUGUAUUAAACAGCAUGGGGAUCACUAUUUCCAACUCCAUUCGAUGGGCCAAGGACCUUUAAUAGAAGAACCGCUUGUGUUGCCGCCAUCUUCGCUUGGAGGGUUUCCUUAUACUUUCAAAAACACUACAGAGUUCUUCAUCAUUGGGAGUAAUGAAGGAUGCGUGUCAAUCUUCAACAAGAAAAAUAACCAAAUCAUGGGGAAUAUGAACAUCCAAUGCAAGGUUUUUGAUGGCAAACCGUUGGUCGACGUUAGUGGGAGGUGGUUAGCAUACGUGCCAAGUAACACCAAAGAAAUUGUCUCGAGUUUUAAGAAAUUGCAGAAAAAGAAGAAAGUUAAAAAAAAAGGACCUGAUGUUUAUGAGCUGAAAGAAGAAGACUUAGAACUUGAUGUUACUCCGUUGAAAUUGCCUGUUUCCGGUCCUUUACUUGAUAGAUUACUAAAAUCGCUUAGUUCAACAGCCAUUGAUGGGGCACUUAAACUCUCGGAACUUGGGGCUAAUAAAGUCAAAUCGUAUCUAGGACAAACUGCGGCGGACGAGUUUCCAGAAAAUUCGAAAAAUGUCAAAGAAUCGGUGCUCAAUUUUAUAAAUUCCGGUAAUCGUCUGCUAAAAAGAGACCUUGCGAGCUCCCAGUUUAUUGUGAUUUUAGAUCUUAAUACUGAACAACCAGUAGCGGUGUUCUCGCCUCCAGGGGGCACUAAUGGUAUUUCGAAUUUGUCACUUUCACCUUAUGACACUCAUUUGGCCACCGUAAACGCCAGAGGUGACAGUGUUUAUGUUUGGGAUUUGGCACGCAUGCCAACCGAGAUCUCCCUUGUGGCAAAACAUAGUCGAGGAAGAACACCAUCGUCAAUAGAUCAAAUAUUAUGGAACACUGGUGACUCGGCCAUUGGGAUUAUUACACGAACUUCGGGGUCGUUACAUUGGUUUGCUAAUUAUGUAAAUUCAUAUUGGAUAUUAUCAGGGCUUAAGGCCUCAAAACUCAGUUUGGGUCCAAAGUUAGCCCAAUUAGCGACCACGGUGAUUCCUAGACCGUUGCAUGAAUCACUUGUCGCAAGUUGUAUUUUGUCAAUUGAUCAAACAUUGGGCACCCUAGUGGUGGUUUCUCCAAAUGAUGGGAGCGUGGCUUGGAAAUACAGUAUUCCAACUAAACCAAUAUCGUUAUUACCAGAAUACUUGUCUUCUAGUACGGUCGAGGAGAUAAAAUCCCAUAAACUGUUGAUCGAUAUCCAAUCACAUGCUUUCGAGGACUCGCUGAAAUUCUUCCAUGCCCAAGAUCCGCUUAGUCGAAUUGAACUUGAAACAAGUGAUUUAUUGGCCAGCACUAGUCCACUUUACCAAAGCCGGGCAGUACAAUUUGGCACCUACAACUUCAAACAAUGGAAGGCAAGAGGUAGUUUCCGGCAUGAAGAAGACUUAUACAUCACUAUGGAACCCCUUGAUUCUACAGGAGUUUAUAAGGGAUGCAAACCAGUGACGACGACAAAAACUCCGAUUGACACCCCUGUCAGUGGUAAAAAGAAACCAAUAUCCCGCCGUGGGUCACUGAAACGAGGCACUCCAUCUCCUGGCCCGGCGGCCACUCCUCCGCCAAUUAGUGAGGAGGUUAAUAAUCUUACCAAUGAUGAUCCUAAUCUUUUCAGAAAGAACUAUGAGGUAUUCGCCCGGGGUUUCACGGUUGACGUUUUCCAAUUUGGUCGAGGCACUGGGCUACCGGUAUUCUCAGGACUGAUGCAAAAUGAUCUGGGGGUAUUUGAAGAUAGCAGUGAAGAAACAGAAGAGAAUAGCGAGAAACUUGGGGUGGAGAAUUUACGACAUGCGAUGGAAAACAUGUUGGUGAAAGAGGUCGAUGUUCAGCAACGACAGGAGGAUCUGGUAGUGACGAUUUGUUGA
Saccharomycopsis crataegensis is the source of this 2490-nucleotide messenger RNA. RefSeq lists its product as uncharacterized. The transcript has 2 exons. Gene Ontology annotation, molecular function: protein binding. The record is from RefSeq and is a predicted model, not a curated record. Bases 1 to 2490 code for a protein of 829 amino acids. Gene Ontology annotation, biological process: response to starvation; autophagy. Lineage: Eukaryota; Fungi; Ascomycota; Saccharomycetes; Ascoideales; Saccharomycopsidaceae. Gene Ontology annotation, cellular component: cytoplasm.